This is a messenger RNA of Penicillium coprophilum, 1584 nucleotides long. Its product is annotated as Amino acid/polyamine transporter I. The coding region runs from base 1 to 1584 and encodes 527 amino acids. Gene Ontology annotation, molecular function: transmembrane transporter activity. Gene Ontology annotation, cellular component: membrane. NCBI's taxonomy places the organism in Eukaryota, Fungi, Ascomycota, Eurotiomycetes, Eurotiales, Aspergillaceae. Gene Ontology annotation, biological process: transmembrane transport. The transcript is spliced from 5 exons. The record is from RefSeq and is a predicted model, not a curated record.
AUGGAUUCCUUCAAACCAUCCGAUUCCGCGGUGCGGGAUACGGAGCUGCAAUCGUUGGAUAGAGAUGGUUCUUCAGAUCAUGAUCCAAAGGCGGCAGUUGCCGAUGACUGUGACAUGCAGCGAAUGGGAAAGGCUCAGGAACUGAAGAGAAACCUAAGACCUUUGGCCGCUUUAAGUUUUGCAUCGGUUUUGCAGGCAACGUGGGAAUUCAUUCUUAUUUCCAAUUACGAAGGCUUAUACAAUGGUGGCCUACCAGGCUUCUUUUACGCUUAUAUAUGGACAUUCAUUGGAUUUGGUUUCAUCAUUGCCUCCAUCUCCGAAAUGGCAUCAAUGGCACCAACUUCGGGCGGACAAUAUCACUGGGUUUCUGAGUGGUCCUCGCCCCGAUACCAAAGGUUCCUCAGUUACAUUACAGGCUGGAUGUCAGUGUUAGCAUGGCAAGCCGGAGCAGCCUCUGGCUCGUUCCUCACUGGAACUAUUAUUCAGGGAUUAAUCACCGUUCGAAACCCUGAUUAUGACCCCCAGAGCUGGCAGGGCACCCUGCUUGUAUUUGCCAUGGUCCUAGUGAUCUUUAUCGUGAACGUCUACGCAUCUGAUUUGAUGCCAAUUCUCAACAACCUCUUGAUGGUUCUCCACGUUCUCAGCUGGGCAAUCAUCAUUAUUGUUCUAUGGGCUAUGGCUCCUCACCAAUCCGCCGAAGCUGUCUUCGUUUCAGAGUGGAAGAAUAUGGGAGGUUGGUCCACAAUGGGCCUGAGCGUGAUGGUCGGACAAAUCUCAGCUAUCUACGGCUCUCUCAGCUCUGACGCAACUGCACAUAUGUCCGAAGAGGUGAAAGAUGCAGGUCGCAACGUCCCCGUCGCUAUUGCCUGGGGCUACUUUAGUAACGGCCUUAUGGCCAUCGUCCUAAUCAUCACUAUGCUCUUUGCAAUGCCAUCAGUGGAAGCCGCCCUGGAUGAUCCUACUGGCUUCCCAUUCCUCUAUGUUUUCCAACAGGCCACCUCAACGGCAGGUGUGAACGGACUGUCGGCUAUUAUCCUGCUGCCUGUUAUCUUCAGCAAUAUCCUCUUCAAUGCCUCCACCUCCCGCCAAACCUUCGCCUUUGCCCGUGACAAUGGCCUUCCAUUCUCCAAGUGGAUCGGCAAAGUCGACCAAAAGCGCAAGAUUCCCACGAAUGCUAUCAUUCUGUCCUGCAUUAUCAGUUGCGCGCUAUCCCUCAUUAACAUCGGAUCAGAGACUGCAUUCAAUGCCAUUAUCUCUCUAAACGUGGCCGCAUUGAUGUACACGUACAUCAUUUCAAUUAGCUGCGUCAUCUACCGCAAGAUCUGGCAUCCCGAGACCCUCCCCCACCGUCGAUGGGACUUGGGACGUUGGGGACUGGGUAUCAACAUCGCUGGUCUGCUAUAUUGCUGUUUCGCGCUCUUCUGGGCGUUAUGGCCAGGUGAUGUAGUUGUCACGGCAGAGAACUUCAACUGGAGCGUGGUUCUCUUUGCGGGAGUCUUUAUUAUAAGUCUUGUGAUGUUUGCUGUUAAGGGCCGGAAGGAUUACGUUGGACCGUCGGUUAUUGUCCAAAAGACCCGGGACUGA